AUGGUCGUUUACCUUCUUGUCAAUAAGACUCUCAGCGUUCUCUCACACUACUUGGAGACAGCCAGGUUCCGCCAGUUUUGGGACGAAGCAGCUAAGAGCCGCCACGUAGUAGAUGCUGUACCAGGGUUUGAACAAGCAGUUCAGGCUUAUUCAGUUCACGUACUGUCACUGACUUACCAGAGGGUUCCGAGAUCUGUUCUUGCCGAGGCGAUCAACAUUGAAGGUCUGUCUCUGGACAAGUUCAUUGAGCAUCAUGUCGCCAACUCGGGCUGGGCUAUAGAGAAGAGUCCGGAUAAGGGCCAACUCAUUAUUCUCCCUAGCAAUGAAUUCAACCAUCCAGAUAUCAAGAAAAGUACCGUUGAUGGUAUUCCAUUGGAGCAUAUCGCUCGCAUAUUCCCCAUACUUGGCUGA
This is a messenger RNA of Fraxinus pennsylvanica, 411 nucleotides long. Lineage: Eukaryota; Viridiplantae; Streptophyta; Magnoliopsida; Lamiales; Oleaceae. The record is from the annotation of a GenBank genome assembly.